AUGACUUCCUCUCUUGACCAACUCAAAGCCACUGGCACCACUGUUGUCUGCGAUUCAGGUGACUUUCACACAAUUGAGAAGUACAAGCCACAAGAUGCCACCACCAACCCCUCUCUCAUCCUCGCCGCAUCCAAGAAACCCGAAUACGCCAAGUUGAUCGACCCUGCGGUCCAAUAUGGCAAGGCCCAUGGCAAAACCAUUGACGAGCAGGUUGAUGCUACUCUUGACAGACUCCUGGUCGAAUUCGGCAAUGAGAUUCUCAAGAUUGUUCCGGGCAAAGUCUCGACUGAGGUGGAUGCUCGAUUCUCCUUUGAUACACAGGCUUCGGUGGAGAAGGCCCGUCAUAUCAUCGAGCUCUACAAGUCGAUUGGUAUCGACAAGUCUCGCAUCUUGAUCAAAAUUGCUUCCACCUGGGAGGGUAUCAAGGCUGCGGAGAUCCUCCAAAAGGAGGGCAUCAACUGCAACCUGACUUUGAUGUUCUCCCUGGUCCAAGCCGUCGCAGCCGCCGAAGCUGGUGCCUUCCUCAUUUCCCCCUUUGUCGGCCGUAUCCUCGAUUGGUACAAGGCUGCUAUGAAGAAGGACUUCCCUGCCAACGAGGACCCUGGUGUUAAGAGCGUGCAAUCCAUCUUCAACUAUUACAAGAAAUACGGCUACAACACUAUUGUGAUGGGUGCCUCAUUCCGAAAUGUUGGCGAGAUCACUGAGCUCGCCGGCUGUGACUACUUGACCAUUUCGCCCAACUUGCUUGAGCAUCUGUUCAACUCGACCGAUCCGGUGCCCCAGAAGCUCAAGGCUGAGGAAGCUAAGACGCUGGACAUCCCCAGGCGCAGUUACAUCAACGACGAACCCUUGUUCCGUUUCGACUUCAACGAGGAACAAAUGGCUGUUGAGAAGUUGCGAGAAGGUAUCAGCAAAUUUGCGGCGGAUGCGGUCACAUUGAAGGGCAUUCUGCGGGAGAAGCUUGAAAAGGCUUGA
Cladophialophora immunda is the source of this 975-nucleotide messenger RNA. Its product is annotated as transaldolase. Gene Ontology annotation, biological process: pentose-phosphate shunt, non-oxidative branch; carbohydrate metabolic process; pentose-phosphate shunt. Gene Ontology annotation, cellular component: intracellular anatomical structure; cytoplasm. Bases 1 to 975 code for a protein of 324 amino acids. The record is from RefSeq and is a predicted model, not a curated record. The transcript has 5 exons. Gene Ontology annotation, molecular function: transaldolase activity. Lineage: Eukaryota; Fungi; Ascomycota; Eurotiomycetes; Chaetothyriales; Herpotrichiellaceae.